GUCAGAUUUGUCUCCUUUCCCCGUUGUCUUUGCGCCAGACCCUGGACCCAACCAAACACCCUUGCUUCGUCUCUCCUUGUGUGUUUGCUUCGCUUGCUGCGUAUUUGCUUUAGUUCCGUUUGGCAUUUUUCGCCUGGUCGGGCUUUGUCCUUUCUCUCUACCGCUCCUUUUUGUCUUUAUCGCGGCCUCUACCGGAAUGCAGUGCUAGCCUCGGCCGGUCUCACUUGGAAACACUCGAUUCUUCAUCUGAACCACCGGAAUCAUGACAACGUCAUCUUCUAGAUCGGAGAGUGUGAACCCUCCGCAGCUGGACAGCAACAGCUUCGUCGCUUUCGACCAUGCCGCCGCCGGACAUGACGGUGUCCGCUGUACGCCCUCCGGCUCCUUGAUUGCGAAACCCUGUACCCACGAAGAAAUCGCUUUCUACGAAUCCAGCGCCCUCCAUCCCACCUUCAGGGAUUUCAUGCCCACGUUCAUGGGAACCUUGUCAUCGGCUGACCAGCAAGACCCGCUUGCCCUCGCCGCCUCUCAGCAAGGUGGCGCUGUCGUCUUGCCCGAGUCGGAUUCCACGUCUACUACGAAUACUCCCGCGACCACCGACCCAUCUGCCACACCCUCGCAAACGGCACCGGAUACCACAAAGCAAAAAGAAUCUUGGGUGCCAUCUGGAGGGAAGAAGCUCGAGACUGGCCUCUCAAUCGUGCUGGAAAAUGUGGCGUCAGGCUUCACCCGGCCCAAUGUCCUGGAUGUUAAGCUCGGGGCCCGACUGUGGGCGGACGAUGCGCCCCCUGCGAAGCGGGCUAAACUGGAUGCGGUGUCGAAGGAGACAACGAGCUCUAGUCUCGGGUUCCGGAUCGCCGGAAUGAAGGUGUGGACUGGCGUCAAUGGGGAAACUGAUGCGGGAGGCAAGACGGACCCGUAUGACGUGCGCCACGAGGGGUCCGAGGGUGCCAAGGGCGAGGUGAUUGAGAAGGAUGGCUAUAAACGUUACGAUAAGUGGUAUGGACGGUCUUUCAGCCAAGAGAAUGUCAAGGAAGGCUUUGAGGCCUUCCUGGCCGGCGCUAAGGCUGGGUCCAUUGACCGAGCCAAGUUCCUGGCCAAGCGGCUGGCCGACGAGCUGAGGCGCGUGCAGCAGGUCAUCGAAGCCGAAGAGAGCCGUAUGUAUUCGUCAAGUGUCUUGAUUGUCUACGAAGGAGAUCCUACGGCGAUGGAAAAUGCGCUGGAAGAAGAAAAGAAGGCCAUCGAGCGGGGGCCGGAAGAAUCUGAGUCUGAGGAUGAGGAGUUUGAACUCGAACUCCAAGAAGACGGGUCCUAUCAGAUAGUCGACCUACCAACUGGCCCAGGAGGCGCCACGCAGCAGGUCAAUGCCAUCAAUAUUAGCAUUGACCCGGCAACCGCCCACCUGGGUGAUCUGGGCGAGGACGAGGACGAGGAAGACCCUCCCAAGGUGCAUGACCUGCGUCUGAUUGACUUUGCGCAUGCCAGCUGGACACCUGGCCAGGGACCAGAUGAGAACGUUCUCACGGGCAUCCGGAGCUUGGUCAAGGUAUUCGACGAGCUGGCAGUCGAAUAGCCCCAACUGUACUACUGUCUUACUAUCUAUCCAACAAGUCGCUGGCGACUGCGGAACAUCUGUUUUCAUAUAGCAUGAGCAUAUCUGUCUUUAUUUGCCACUGUUUUCUAGCUGGAGUGUAUAAUAGAUAAUCAUUUGAAAAAC
This is a messenger RNA of Aspergillus steynii IBT 23096, 1717 nucleotides long. RefSeq names its product inositol polyphosphate multikinase. Gene Ontology annotation, molecular function: inositol hexakisphosphate kinase activity; inositol-1,4,5,6-tetrakisphosphate 3-kinase activity. The transcript has 2 exons. The record is from RefSeq and is a predicted model, not a curated record. Gene Ontology annotation, biological process: phosphatidylinositol phosphate biosynthetic process; inositol phosphate biosynthetic process. Lineage: Eukaryota; Fungi; Ascomycota; Eurotiomycetes; Eurotiales; Aspergillaceae. Bases 263 to 1573 code for a protein of 436 amino acids. Gene Ontology annotation, cellular component: cytoplasm; nucleus.